Molecule: messenger RNA, 507 nt
Organism: Aspergillus nidulans FGSC A4
Lineage: Eukaryota; Fungi; Ascomycota; Eurotiomycetes; Eurotiales; Aspergillaceae
Exons: 3
Coding region: 1-507 (168 amino acids)
Source: RefSeq, a predicted model, not a curated record
AUGACCGCAUUAGCAAUCAUGGCCGGUCCCGGAAAUUACAACAAGCUCGUGAGACUUGUCUUGCUGAACGGCGUGGGCGGAAGAGGUGUUGCUAAUGAAAGGCUCGUAGCCGUGCGAAUGGAGGCUGUCCGCAAUAGUCAAAGCACAGAUUUUGGAAAGGAUGGAGCAAGACCAAGAGAAGACCGGCUGGAUUGGAAACUUGUCGGUGGUCUGACUCUGAGCGGUUUAAUAGAGUAUCGAAGUCCGCUGUCGGGUAAAAGCCAUGAUUCGAAGAGACUGCAGGCGUUCGCGUUGGAGCUGGAUUCCUCAGCGCGUGAGAUCAAGACCCGGUUGAAACUCGCUCUUACCAUCGGCAAAGCGAGUCCCUCAGGCUGUAAGAGGAGACUAGAAGAGAAGAAGGAGACAUCUCGAGCCCGCUCCUUAUUCUUCGUCAAGGUCUUCUACAUCUUCCUUCUUUGGGAGUUAUGGAUCAGGCCAAAUGAACCCCAAGAUGACACCGCUUCUUAG